CGGGAGGAAGGCGGAGCUUUCGCGCGACCGCGCCGCAGCAGCCAAUGGGCGCGCGCGCCUCAUAUGACGUCAUCGCGGGCGUGAGGGGGCCCGGGGCUGGGGGGCGGUAGCGGUGUCAUGGCGGCGUACCCGGGGCAGGGCUUCCCCGGUGCAGGACAGGCCCCCGGCGCGCCCCCGGCAGGGCCCUACCCCGGGGCUCCCUACGGACAGCCCCCGCCCGGGGCUCCCUACGGAGGCGGCGCCGCGCCCGGAGGACCCUACGGCCAGCCUGGCCCUUACGGCCAGCCUGGCCCUUACGGCGGGCCGCAGCCCGGGCCCUACGGAGGGGCGGCUCCCGGAGGUAAUGCCCCCCCGGGCGUGGACCCUGAGGCCUUCUCCUGGUUCCAGUCGGUCGAUGCGGAUCGCAGCGGGUACAUCUCCGUGAAGGAGCUGAAGCAGGCGCUGGUCAACUCCAACUGGUCGACGUUCAACGAUGAGACCUGUCUGCUGAUGAUAAACAUGUUCGAUAAGACCAGGUCGGGACGUAUAGAUGUGUACGGCUUCUCGGCCUUGAUGCGCUUCAUCCAGCAGUGGAAGAAUCUCUUCCAGCAGUACGACAGGGACCAAUCGGGCUCCAUCAGCUUCAAUGAGCUCCAGCAAGCUUUCUCCCAGAUGGGCUAUAACCUGAGCCCCCAGUUUAGCCAGCUGCUGCUGGCCCGCUACGCCCAGCGAUCCUCCAACCCCAGCAUCCAGCUCGACCGCUUCAUUCAGAUCUGCAUGCAGCUCCAGAGCACCACCGACGCCUUCCGCGAGAAGGACACGGGGCUGGUGGGCAACGUGCGGCUGAGCUAUGAGGACUUCCUCACGAUGGUCGUGACUCGCAUGAUGUGACACCCUGGGCCGAGGGCUGCGAGCCGGCCGGGAGCUCUGCGGGGCUCCUGGGGAGCGGCAGCCGGCCCGGCCCCACGUGGGGAUGUGGCCGAGCCUCCUGAAGAGUGAGUUGUUCUCCCCGAGCCGGCUUUCCAGCCUGCUCUGCCCGAGGAGCCCUGACUCCCGCUGGGGCCCUCCCAGUUCCAGUUCCAUGUCCCCGCUCGAUGGCAGUGGGUGCCUCCACGCCAAACUGGAGCCCGGCUCUGGGGCCGUGCCAUGGGGUGGGACAGCCAAACCAGUAGCGAGCCUGUGCCAUGCCUCCCAGGGAGCGCCUAGAUCUUCCCUUGCCACACGCAAAAUCAUACUCAAACCCCACCUGCGCCGUCCCUCUGCUCGGCGGGAUGUCUGCAGUGGAACACCCCUGUCCCGGCACGCUUUUGGGGACUCUCCGGUGACCAAGAGCUGAGCCUUCAUUUGAAAAGCCGCAGUGAUAGCAGAGCUCGUCCUUCCUUGUCUCCCAGACAGCCCUCCCUCGCCGGGAGCGCAUCCAGCCCCUCGGCUGGGCUGGAAGGGCUCCGGCUUUCCUGGGGGACCGAGCCCGUUUCUCUCCGGGCUGCUGGAACGAGCCGCGUUGCUGGAUCAUCGGCCUCUGGUGUUGCCAAUGUCUGUUUUGAAGCCAUCUCUCUCUGCCCCAGCCAAACUCGGAAACGGUUUAGAGCUUAUUUUUACAGCUUUUGAAUAAAAGGCGCUGUGCACUG
This is a messenger RNA of Chroicocephalus ridibundus (black-headed gull), 1607 nucleotides long. RefSeq names its product penta-EF-hand domain containing 1 (gene PEF1). Lineage: Eukaryota; Metazoa; Chordata; Aves; Charadriiformes; Laridae. Gene Ontology annotation, molecular function: calcium ion binding. Gene Ontology annotation, biological process: COPII vesicle coat assembly. The record is from RefSeq and is a predicted model, not a curated record. The transcript has 5 exons. The coding region runs from base 118 to 870 and encodes 250 amino acids.